Molecule: messenger RNA, 1593 nt
Organism: Drosophila persimilis
Lineage: Eukaryota; Metazoa; Arthropoda; Insecta; Diptera; Drosophilidae
Exons: 1
Coding region: 91-1578 (495 amino acids)
Source: RefSeq, a predicted model, not a curated record
UCGAAAUUUUCAGUAAACGAAAUUACGCGUAUUUGUUAAUCAGCCAGAGGAAGGGGGACGGACGAUCCCUCUUUGAGUUCGAAAGCGACGAUGAAUUCGCCGAUAAGCAAGCGAUGCCACCACGUGAUGGUGGCCCUAACAGACACCAAUCGUCGGUACCACCCCGAAUUGCUGGAGGGCACCAGCCUGGACGACGAAUUCAAGAUACUGGAUCGAAAAUCCGUGCUCCUGCGCAUGCCGAUGGCCUCCAAGUCGAAGCAGGAAGAAGUACCGCGCUAUUAUCGCCACCUGGAGUUCGAUGCGAUUGGCUACGAGUGCGAGCCGCAUGUGCGGGAGCAGCUGAGCGAUCUGGUGGGCGACAUGUUCCGGCAGCGUCGUCAUGGCUGUCUCCUGCGCCUGACGCCGCACCGCACCAACAACAUGAACCUGUUGACGCGCCUGCUGGUCACGGAGGUGGACAGCAUAAUGCUGCUGUAUCGCUACCGCCUCAAAUGCGUCAAUGUGGAAUACUUUGACCUGCGGAAGUUCGACAUGGCCAACAUGCUGCUGCAGCCAGGUUCAGCGAUCCGUCCGUCGAGUCGUCGUCAAGUGCAGAGCGGCCGCACCUUGCAGAGCACUCGGGAGCUGUUGCAGUGGCUACUCAACGAUUUCCCCACCAUCCGGAGCCGGUCCGUGGGCGACGACUACAUCGACAUUCAGUUUGUAUUUCGCGAUGGCCAGCAUGCGGUUCGCCAGCUGCAUUUCACCCUGUUCCAGAUCUUUGGCUGCGAGGACCGGCAGGACAUGGCGGACUUCUUCAGGGACCUGCCGCUGGGGAAGCAGAGCAACAGCACCCUGCUCACCGACUGCAUCAAGGAGUCCUUCGACUUUCAGCGUCCCAUCGGCACAUUGGUGAUGAUCGAGCUGCCGACGGGACGAGAAUCGCAGACGGCGUUGACCCGUAAGCUGCUGAAAUUGGCCGAUGUGGCCUACGUGUCCAUCGUCAAGGCCCACCAAGCAGCCACCAAUCCGAAGGCGCGAGCGAAGGCAGUACCAGCCUCACAGAGCUCCACGAAUCUACAGAAAAUCACACCGAGCUGCAGCUUCAAAAACUCCUUUCCGUCAGUGUCAAAUAUUUCCAACUCCCUGGUCCGUCGCGGGGGGAAACUCUCAAGCGAGGACUACAACAGCCUCGCCUACUGGUACAAUCGCAUCGACUCGAAGCUGCUGGAGCUGCAGCUCAGCAUGGAGGAGCACUACAUGGCCCUGUAUCGCCAGAAGGGCUUGACGAUCUGCAGCGAACUCCGCUCCAUGGAGACCGACGAAAGCGCCGGCGAUGGCCAGCCCCCGCCAAUGGCCACCAAUCGGGAGCAGGAGACGGCCUGCGCGUACACGGAGCUGAUGAAACAGUUCCGAAAGCUGGAGAUCGAUGUGAAGAAGACCAGCUUUGCCUCCACCCUGAACGUCUACAUUGGCACCAAGAACCACGAGCUGGCGGAGAUGGAGAAGGCGUGCAAGCUAAAGGCCAUUGCAAACAUGAGACUCACUUUGAUAGAGUUCAUGAAGCCAGAGUCGGAAGCGGAACCACAUUCGAAUUAGGAAAGACUCGGGGCU